AUGACUGCCAACACUUGUUCAGCAAUCAACUUUCAAGGUCUAUCAUGUUCUACAGUAAACGGUACAGAGUCUAUAUGGAUGAUUACUGCUGAAGGUGGAAUAGGCCAGGUUGACCAGGGAAUGCCCGACAUCUUGCUUACUCAAUUAGUAUUCCCAAGUCUAAUCAGUUUCUCCAUCAACAAUAUCACUCAGCCAAAGAUACCUUCAUUGAAUAUUCUGACCCUGUUGGACAAUAACCAAAAUACCAAAUUAGUUACAAUCAAACUCACAGCAUCACCGGAUAUUGGAAUAUCAAUUGAUCAAAACUAUCCUAUUAAUAUCCAGAAUAUCUCAUAUGAGCUUGUAAACAUCACACUGAACUCUGAUGUUCCUGAGCAAUUUAUAGCCAGAUGUUUUGGAUUUAGAAUUGCUGAUUGUAUAUUCUCAAGUUCCUCCUAUCAGAUCAACUUUAACACAGACCUUGUUCACCAAAACUUGAAGGAGGUGUUUAUCCUGUUUCCAGCACAGCAGACCAAGUUCACCAACAUCUCACUUGAUGAUUACCACUUUCCAUCGUUAACUCCAAGUAGUCCUGUGUAA
This is a messenger RNA of Acytostelium subglobosum LB1, 579 nucleotides long. RefSeq lists its product as hypothetical. The record is from RefSeq and is a predicted model, not a curated record. The coding region runs from base 1 to 579 and encodes 192 amino acids. Lineage: Eukaryota; Evosea; Eumycetozoa; Acytosteliales; Acytosteliaceae. The transcript has 5 exons.